AACACCGCCUCUAUCACAGUUGUGGUGGCUACGCCGCGUUGCACGUUGCUAGCUAGUUGCAAUGUUGUAGCUAUUAGCACGCCAGCUGUUCUUGGCCGGGAGGGAGAGCUGCCGUUUAGUUUGACAGACGUACGGGCUCGGUUUUCACUCGUUCACUGACCAAACCAUCGGACAACGGGACGAACACACCGGACUAAAGGCUUCCAAGGGGCCGCUGUGUCUGUCUUUUCUCCCGCUAGCUUCUCUAGCUCGUUAGCUAGCUAGCUAGCUAGCUGCUAGUGUUUAGAUCCCACCUUCCUCCCAGUCAGACCAGUGUGUUGAACGGCGGAGACCAUGGCUAUGAGACAGACUCCGCUCACCUGCUCCGGACACACCCGGCCUGUGGUGGACCUGGCCUUCAGUGGAAUCACCCCCUACGGAUACUUUCUGAUCAGCGCCUGCAAAGAUGGCAAGCCCAUGUUGCGCCAGGGAGACACAGGGGACUGGAUCGGAACGUUUCUGGGUCACAAAGGUGCUGUCUGGGGAGCCACUCUGAACACAGACGCCACCAAGGCAGCCACUGCUGCUGCCGACUUCACAGCAAAAGUGUGGGAUGCAGUGAGUGGAGACGAGGUCCUCACACUGGCACAUAAACACAUAGUAAAAACGGUCAGCUUCACUCAGGAUAGUAACUGUCUGCUGACGGGAGGAAAUGACAAACUGCUGCGCAUCUAUGACCUCAGUAACCCAGAAGCAGCUCCUCAGGAGAUUGCCGGUCACACCUCAGCUAUAAAAAAAGCUUUGUGGUGUAACGACGACAAGCAGAUCCUCUCCGCUGCUGAGGACAAAACCAUCCGGCUGUGGGACAGAAGUUCCAUGGAGGAGGUGAAGACGCUGAGCUUUGACACAUCUGUGAGCAGCAUGGAGUACAUGUCUGACGGAGAGAUUCUAGUCAUCACGUAUGGAAAGACCAUCGCCUUCUACAACGCUCUGAGUUUGGAGCUGAUCAAAACCGUGGAGGCACCAGCGCCCAUCAACUCAGCCUCGCUCCAUCCAGAGAAGGACUUCUUCGUUGCAGGUGGAGAUGACUUCAAGCUCUACAAAUUUGACUAUAGCACCAAGGAAGAGCUGGAGUCCUAUAAGGGUCACUUUGGUCCAGUGCACUGUGUUCGCUUCAGCCCUGACGGAGAGUUGUACGCCAGCGGGUCAGAGGACGGGACCCUCCGACUGUGGCAGACGGCUGUGGGGAAAACCUACGGCCUAUGGAAGUGUGUCCUCCCUGAGGACCUGGGGACGGAGAACCCUGAGCAGCUGUACCCCACGGCCCCCGAGAUCAAAGCCUGAGCAGAGCCACGCCGUCGGAACCAGAGGAGAAACCAGUGAGGGAGGGGUUCAGCGUGUCCUACCGGGCCCCAGUGAGGAGCAAAGUCCAGAGCCCCUCCCUCCUCCCACCAGGACCUGAUGUGGAUGAUUAGAACCAGAUCAACUGUCGUAUUGUUGUUUUCAGCAGUGACAUGGAGGCCCUGGGCUGCAGAGGGAAGCAGUAGAGCUGUGAGCAUCUCCACUCACCGCUGCCUCCUUUCUCUUUGAUCAGCCCUCGUCCGUUUGUUCGCUGAUGUUUUUUUUACCCCUUAACCCCUUAAACCCAUUAAAUGCAGACCCUCCAACAAACAUGUAGCUAAGAUCAGUUUGGGUAAAAGAUUGUAAUGAGCUGGACCAAGGCUUUGUUUUCAGGUGGUGCUUACAUGGAUCCUGGAGGUGCUUUCAUUUCGUUCAAACGUUGCUUUGCGUAUUGGCUGCUGUCGUACUUCUUCAGUAUCUGUCGUUAAGUGUCCGAAUAAAAGAAAAUAUUGUUUUGUUGCAGAGUGGGAAGGGCAGACGUAUCACUGGAGCUUUUUUUUUUCCAUUUUGGUUUUGUGUCCUCUCUCUCGUCCAGUGAUUAAAUAAAAGCAAUGACAAAGCUA
This is a messenger RNA of Sphaeramia orbicularis (orbiculate cardinalfish), 1943 nucleotides long. It is a transcript of the gene strap, whose product is annotated as serine/threonine kinase receptor associated protein. Bases 334 to 1323 code for a protein of 329 amino acids. Gene Ontology annotation, cellular component: SMN complex. Gene Ontology annotation, biological process: spliceosomal snRNP assembly. The record is from RefSeq and is a predicted model, not a curated record. The transcript has 9 exons. Gene Ontology annotation, molecular function: RNA binding; protein binding. Lineage: Eukaryota; Metazoa; Chordata; Actinopteri; Kurtiformes; Apogonidae.